This is a messenger RNA of Choloepus didactylus (southern two-toed sloth), 2288 nucleotides long. RefSeq names its product dual specificity phosphatase 10 (gene DUSP10). The record is from RefSeq and is a predicted model, not a curated record. The transcript is spliced from 4 exons. Gene Ontology annotation, molecular function: protein tyrosine/threonine phosphatase activity; MAP kinase tyrosine/serine/threonine phosphatase activity. The coding region runs from base 581 to 2026 and encodes 481 amino acids. Gene Ontology annotation, biological process: negative regulation of JUN kinase activity; protein dephosphorylation. NCBI's taxonomy places the organism in Eukaryota, Metazoa, Chordata, Mammalia, Pilosa, Megalonychidae. Gene Ontology annotation, cellular component: cytosol; cytoplasm.
GGUCUGUCCGCGGGUGAGCAGGUGUGGGAGGAUCCCGUCAAGUGGAAGGAGGAAAUUUUAGCGGAGCUGCGAGUCCGGCCCAUUGACAAUUCAGCCCCAGAACGGGUUAACUGCAUCCUGCCGAUUCAGUUUACAUGUAAAUAGAGAGCAGCUGCUCCGCGCGGGCCCCGGCUGGCUCUUUUAAGUUUUUGAUUGGUUGCCAAUGACAUCACCGCCCGUGUUGUAACACAGAGGCCCCAAAGCGGUAUCGAAUAAGCCCUCCUUAAAGAGACAAAACCACGCCCUCGGCCCCGCCCCCCGCGGCCACUCAUUGGUCGCAGGCCGCUGUUGGAUUUCUCCGGACUUCUAUUGGCCCAAGGGACUGUCGGUCGGCGGACAGCCCGCCCCCUGAGAACCUUACAUUUACAGUGUGGCAAAAGAGAAAGUAACUAUGUUGCUGCUGGAGAUCAAUGAAGCCAACUGAAUGGGGACUGAAUGUGAGAAUCCGUAGCUGACGCCGAGCGCCAAAUGGUGAAGGGCUACACUUUUAUUUAUGAAACUAUUUUGAAUUCUUCUUGAAUUGCCAGUUUUCAGCCUCCUCAUGCCUCCAUCUCCUUUAGACGACAGGGUAGUAGUGGCACUGUCUAGGCCUGUCCGACCUCAGGAUCUCAACCUUUGUUUAGACUCUAACUACCUUGGCUCUGCCACCCCGGGCAGUAACGGCCACCCUCCGGUCAUCGCCACCACCGUUGUGUCCCUCAAGGCUGCGAAUCUGACGUAUAUGCCCUCAUCCAGCGGCUCUGCCCGCUCCCUGAAUUGUGGAUGCAGCAGUGCCAGCUGCUGCACUGUGGCAACCUACGAUAAGGACAAUCAGGCCCAAACCCAAGCCAUUGCUGCUGGCAGUGCCACUACCGCCAUAGGAACCUCUACCACCUGCCCUGCUAACCAGAUGGUCAACAACAAUGAGAAUGCAGGCCCUUUAAGUCCAUCAGGUGGGGUGGGCAGCCCUGUGUCAGGGACUCCCAAGCAGCUAGCGAGCAUCAAAAUCAUCUAUCCCAAUGACUUGGCGAAGAAGAUGACCAAAUGCAAGAGCCACCUGCCGAGCCAGGGCCCUGUCAUCAUUGACUGCAGGCCCUUCAUGGAGUACAACAAGAGUCACAUCCAAGGAGCUGUCCACAUUAACUGUGCCGAUAAGAUAAGCCGGCGGAGACUGCAGCAGGGCAAGAUCACUGUCCUAGACUUGAUUUCCUGUAGGGAAGGCAAGGACUCUUUCAAGAGGAUCUUUUCCAAAGAAAUUAUAGUUUAUGAUGAGAAUACCAAUGAGCCGAGCCGAGUGAUGCCCUCCCAGCCACUUCACAUAGUCCUCGAGUCCCUGAAGAGAGAAGGCAAAGAACCUCUGGUGUUAAAAGGUGGACUUAGUAGUUUUAAGCAGAACCAUGAAAACCUCUGUGACAACUCCCUCCAGCUCCAAGAGUGCCCGGAGGUUGGGGGCGGUGCGUCUGCGGCCUCGAGCAUGCUACCUCAGUCCAUCCCCGCCACCCCGGACAUCGAGAAUGCGGAGCUGACCCCCAUCCUGCCCUUCCUGUUCCUCGGCAAUGAGCAGGAUGCUCAGGACCUGGACACGAUGCAGCGGCUGAACAUCGGCUACAUCAUCAACGUCACCACUCACCUUCCGCUCUACCACUACGAGAAAGGUCUGUUUAACUACAAGCGGCUGCCGGCUACAGACAGCAACAAGCAGAACCUGCGGCAGUACUUUGAAGAGGCUUUUGAGUUCAUUGAGGAAGCCCACCAGUGUGGCAAGGGGCUUCUCAUCCACUGCCAGGCUGGGGUGUCCCGCUCGGCCACCAUCGUCAUCGCGUACUUGAUGAAGCACACUCGGAUGACCAUGACUGAUGCUUACAAAUUUGUCAAAGGCAAACGACCAAUUAUCUCCCCAAACCUUAACUUCAUGGGGCAGUUGCUGGAGUUUGAGGAAGACCUAAACAAUGGCGUAACACCACGAAUCCUUACACCAAAGCUGAUGGGUGUGGAAACAGUUGUGUGACACAGUCUGGAUGGAAAGGAUUGCUGUUCUCCAUUAGGAGACGAAGCAAAAGUGGAUUAUCUUUUUUUUGUUUUUUGUUUUUUUUUUAGAAGGGGGGGUAAAGUUUGUGAAUGGAAACAAACUCAUUUAAAAACUUUUUAUUUUUAACAAGUGUGAGAAGAAUUUAACUUUUGAUGCCAUUGAGAUUCACUUCCCCAAAACUGGUAAAGCAGGGAGGCUAAAGAAGGAAUUUUUUUAAGCCAACAAUAAAACUGUAAUAAUA